AUGGCAUCGCCACUGACUUCCAGGAAAAGGCUGGAUGACGACCUCGAAAGUGUGGUGACAACUGGAGAGACAGUGGACAGCUCGGAGAGACGGCAACCGGGGCAGGGAGGGUUAGCACCCCAAACUGCAGCUCCUGAGAGGGAGCACCCAAAAUGCGCUAUGAAAAACCCUACGAAAUACUCCCAGGGGUGCCCAAGAGGGGGGGAAUAUGAGCGCCCCGAACGGACUGAUUCCCUGGUGACGACCAAUGCAAAUGGACAAACGACAACGAGUGCAGUCUGCAAAUGUGGCAAGGUCUGCAAAAACGUGACUGGUCUAAAAAUACAUCAGACCAAGAUGGGCUGCCUAAGGAAGCUUGUGUUGCAACGCACAGUGCCAGUACCCAGUACAGCACCUGGUGAGACGGAGGAGGAACCAGGCCCGGACACACACCACAGUGCCCAGAGCCUCCAAGCACCACAAGCUACACCCCAAAGCAGACCAUCAGAGCUGCGCCGGAUUUUGUGGCCUGCUGCCAACAAAGAGUCAGUGUGGCGUCAGUUUGAUGAAGAUGUUGAUGCAGCCCUUGAAACAGCAGCCAAGGGCGGUGUGGACCAGAGGCUCCGAACCAUGAGCACGUUCAUAAUCAGCAUCGCUUCAGACAGGUUUGGUGCCAAGGAACAAUGCGCCACCAGGACUUCCACUGCACUUUUUUUCUUAGGUGCACCAGCACAAAAGUUAGGGGCACCCAAAUUUUCAACCACAUUGCAUUUAACACCGCAGCAGUAUAGGAAGGCAAGCGAAGAGGAGAAGGUAGACCUGGCAGAACUUGUGGUAAGAGGGAGGCUAAUCAACCUUCGGCGUGCUGAGUGCAAGGAGAGGGCCCGCAGGCGCAGUGCCUUCAUUGCAAAUCCAUUCGGGUUCACAAAGAAGCUGCUGGGAGAGAAACGCAGUGGUCAACUGUCUUGUCCUGAGGAGGAUAUCAACCGCUAUAUCAGCAACACCUAUAGCGAUGGCAUGAGGGAGCAAGACCUUGGUCACUGUAGAGCCCUCAUAUGGCCACCGGAACCUAGCACCCUCUUUAACAUCAACGAACCCACCCUUAAGGAAGUCAAAGAGGUCAUCAAAUCUGCCAGAAUAUCAUCAGCACCGGGCCCAAGUGGAGUUCCAUACAAGGUCUUCAAGUAUUGCCCCAGGCUGUUGGAGCAUCUUUGGAAGAUCUUAAGAACCAUCUGGAGAAGAGGGAGAGUACCCCAGCAGUGGAGAUAUGCAGAAGGCGUGUGGAUUCCCAAGGAGGAGAAUGCAAGUAACAUCGAGCAGUUCAGGACAUUCUCCCUCCUUAGUGUUGAGUGUAAAACCUUCUUCAAGAUUGUUUCCAAUCGCCUGAUGGGAUCUCUUAAAAACACCUACAUCGACACAUCGGUGCAGAAGGGAGGAGUCCCAGGGGUUGCAGGGUGUAUUGAACACACAGGGGUGGUGACACAGCUAAUCAGGGAGGCACGAGAGAGCAAAGGGGACUUGGCAGUGCUGUGGCUGGACCUCGCCAAUGCUUAUGGAUCGAUACCACACAAACUGGUGGAAUUGGCCCUGAGCAGAUACCACGUUUCAGAGAAGAUUCGAAAUCUCAUCCUUGACUACUAUAACAACUUUAGUCUGAGGGUGUCCUCUGAGACUUCAACAUCAGAGUGGCAUCGUCUGGAGAAGGGCAUUAUUACCGGCUGCACAAUCUCUGUGUCCUUGUUUGCACUGGCCAUGAACAUGCUCGUGAAAUCUGCGGAAGUGGAAUGCAGAGGUCCACUGUCCAGAUCUGGCACCCGACAACCACCGAUUAGAGCAUUCAUGGACGAUCUCACUGUCACCACGACCUCAGUGCCUGGAUGCAGGUGGCUUCUUCAAGGCCUCGAACAGCUCAUCACUUGGGCAAGAAUGAGCUUCAAGCCUGUGAAAUCCAGGUCCUUAGUGUUAAGGAAAGGAAAAGUAGCAGAUCAGUUCCGCUUUACGCUGGGAGACACCAGAAUUCCAACAGUGUCAGAAAAGCCAGUGAAGAGCCUGGGCAAGCUCUUCACUGACAACUUGAAGGACACCGCUGCACGGCAGGGCACCAGCAAUGACCUCGACGCAUGGCUCUCGGCAGUGGACAAGUCAGGACUUCCUGGCAAGUUCAAGGCCUGGAUCUACCAGCAUGGCAUUCUCCCUCGUCUCCUCUGGCCAUUGCUAAUCAAUGAAGUCCCGAUUACCACCGUGGAGGGCUUUGAGUGGAAGAUCAGCCGAUUCCUACGCAGGUGGCUGGGCCUGCCACGGAGCCUAAGCAACAUUGCUUUCUUUGGCCAUAACACCAAGCUACAGCUUCCCUUCAGCAGUCUGGCAGAGGAGUUCAAGGUCACCCAAGCCAGAGAAGUCCUGCUCUACCGAGACUCAGCUGACACCAAGGUCUCCUCAGCAGGGGUGGAGGUCAGAAUAGGAAGGAAGUGGCACGCCCAGGACGCAGUGGAACGGGCGGAGGCAAGGCUGCGGCACAGCACCCUGGUGGGCACGGUGGCUACUGGUAGGGCUGGGUUUGGUAGCAAUCCUAAGCCAUGCUACAGCAAAGCCAGAGGGAAGGAGAAGCGGAAGCUUAUCCAGGAGAAGGUACGAGCUGAGGUGGAGGAAGCUCGCUUCAGCAGAUUGGUGGGCAUGUCCAAGCAGGGGGCCUGGACAAAGUGGGAGCAUACAGCUGGCCGUAAGAUCACUUGGGCAGAACUUUGGAAGGCGGAGCCACACCAUUUCAAGUUCUUGGUCCAGUCAGUGUAUGAUGUCCUCCCUUGCCCUGCCAACCUGUUCACUUGGGGCCUGGUGAACUCACCUGCUUGCCAACUCUGCCAGAAAAGGGGAUCACUAGAGCACAUCCUCAGCUGCUGCUCCAAGGCCUUGGGAGAUGGGCGUUAUCGUUGGCACCAUGACCAGGUCCUGAAGGCAGUAGCAGACACCAUCUGCAUUGGCAUUAACAUCAGCAAGCAGCAUCACCCAACCAAGUCUGCAAUUGCCUUUGUCCGAGCAGGUGAGAAGCCUCAGCCCCCCAGAAAGGCCCAAGGGGGCCUGCUCACAACAGCAAGAGACUGGCACCUCCUGAUUGAUCUAGGGAGACAGUUGAGAUUCCCGGACACCAUUGCAGUCACAUCACUCCGACCGGACAUGGUCUUGAUGUCCGCGGCAAGCAAGCAGGUGGUGUUACUGGAACUAACUGUCCCCUGGGAAGAUCGGAUGGAGGAAGCCCAGGAAAGGAAAAGGGCCAAGUACGCGGACCUGGUAGCUGAGUGUCGGAGGAAUGGGUGGAAGGCCCGCUGUGAGCCUGUUGAAGUGCGCUGCAGGGGCUUCGCAGGCCAGUCAUUACACCGUGUCCUGGGACUCUUAGGGAUUUGCGGACUGCACAGGCAAAGAGCCAUCAAGAACAUACUGGAAGCUGCUGAAAAAGCUUCACGGUGGCUCUGGAUAAAGAGGGGGGGGGACACGUGGCGUAGUGUGCUACCUGGACACAAGUCGGGGCCUGAUCACCCCCGGCUGGGUCGCCCGGGUGAGGGUGUCUGAUGUAAGACCCGAAACACCCUAUGACCCCGGGAGCAUCACUGACGAUGGGUCCAG
Messenger RNA from Alosa sapidissima (American shad), 3597 nucleotides. RefSeq lists its product as uncharacterized. NCBI's taxonomy places the organism in Eukaryota, Metazoa, Chordata, Actinopteri, Clupeiformes, Clupeidae. The record is from RefSeq and is a predicted model, not a curated record.